CGCGCGCGCUCUCCGCAGCCGUUGAUGUCGGCAGACUGGCUUCGCAGUGUACAGCCCGGACGAUUCGUCUCGUGCCGCGCGUCUGGCGAAGGCCAUGGCCGUGUUGUGUCUGCGUCGGGUGCUAGGACAAGCGUCCUAGCGUGCCGGCCGCCGCUGUCGCGCCUCGCGCUGCGCUGUCGAAGGCGGGAAAGCGCGUGAAUUUGCUUUGCGGACUCGGAACAGCGCGGCGUGCUCGCUGGUGUCGCGCUUGGACUUGUGAACGUGCCGAUUCCAAAAGCCCUCCCUUCGUUGUGACAGUUUCGCAGACGUUGAGGCUUCUUUGUCGCCUAGCUCGUCGUGUGGACCCUACGUUGGCCUUUCGACGAGUCAAAAGGCGACAGGCGAGCGAAAGGCCCGUGGCGGGCGGCGUGACGCCGUCUGACCGGGGAGCGCCAUGGGCCACGUGAUUGUGACGUCGCGUACCUUGCUGUGGACCCUGCUGACGGUGGCCACGGCGCUGUCCAUGCUGGCGGCCGUCAUCACGCCCGCCUGGCUGGUCGGGGCGCCCAAGCGGCCACUCAUCCGGGGACGCUUGUCCGGAGCCACGAUGCGGCCGCCGCAACUCUACAGGCCCUCCAUUGGCCUGUACAAUAGGUGUGUGAAGCUGCACCAGAUCGACGAGCUGUUCACGGACAACUGUGCGCCAUUUGUAACGUCACUGUCGAUGCCAUCGGACGAGUUCCCUAGUCCGUGGAAGGCUUCGCUGGCCUUCUUCGCCAUUGGCCUCGUGUUGAUGGCGAUGACGGUGCUGUCCGCCGUGCUCGGCUGCUGCGUUCAGAGCGUGCUGAAGAAGAGCAUCUUCACCGUUUCCGGCACUGUGCAGGCCGUUGCUGGUUUGAUGUUCCUGCUUGGGCUGCUGCUGUACCCAGCUGGCUGGGGCACUCGGAGAGUGCACACGGUGUGUGGGCCCCACUCGGAGCCCUUCAUGCUGGGAGGAUGCUCUCUAGGCUGGGCCUUCUACCUGGCCAUUGGAUCCACGCUUGUCACGUUUGUCUGUUCGGUACUGUCAGUCCAAGCCGAGGUUUCCACGUCGAGCGACAAAGUGCAGGACGAAAUCCUCGAAGGGAAAAACCUCAUCUGCUUGGUGUAGCCAUCACAUCUCGUGCCGCACUUGCGGCCUUGGCUGUAAAGCAGACUGCCCCGUCCCAUUUGUGGCCCACCAUCAUUCGCGCUCUGUCUGGAAGUGAAUGUCUCUGUUAUCUUUUGGCGAAUGGAUGUGAAGCUUGCAUGCUAGGUAGUCACUCGUAAGCCUGAAAAAAAAAGCUGCCAUCUUUUCCUCUGUUCUCAGGAAGACAGAUCUGGCAAUGCCGUAUUUUUUUUUUCACAUAUAAGUUAUCUGUGAAAUUUUACUGCUGGUGUAAAUUUUACGUGCACAGGUUGGUUAUCUGAGAUAACCCUCCUAUGCACGUAAAAUUUACACCAGCAGUUACGACUCCCUCAGUGAUUCUCCUUCAUUUUUAUGAGCUGGCGCAGCUGCGCUGAAGCCUCAGCCGUCAUAGCAGUAGCGGAGAAGCGACAGCACAUAAACAGAUCUGCAUUGUUCGUUGUUAUUUUCCUUUUGUUGCACGUUAUUUUUGGCUCGUCAUGUUUGGCUUGCGUCAACUCUACCCACAAACCACCUGCUUCAGUGCAGGGAGCACUGUUAUGCAGUGCCUUGCCUUGAGGCACGACCCGAAAACAGUGCGGAAAUUGACGCCACUGAAUCUGCACUAAACGUCGAGGUAUAUGCAUAACCAC
Molecule: messenger RNA, 1776 nt
Organism: Rhipicephalus sanguineus (brown dog tick)
Lineage: Eukaryota; Metazoa; Arthropoda; Arachnida; Ixodida; Ixodidae
Product: LHFPL tetraspan subfamily member 2a protein-like
Exons: 5
Coding region: 434-1129 (231 amino acids)
Cellular component (GO): membrane
Source: RefSeq, a predicted model, not a curated record